GUUCGCAGCGGGACCACGGCCGCGGAGGGGGUUUGAAUUUCUAGCCGGGACAGUAAAGGCGUACUAUCCGCAGUGGAUUUAAGGUUCUGCUGUCUCCAGGGGUGACCGAUGACCACAGCAUAGCUUCAGGGAGGCAACUGGGAUUGGGGUACACUGUGGAACAUCAAUGCAGCAGGUGUUGGAUAACCUGGGCACCCUGCCCACCUCCACGGGAGCGAAGGACAUCGAUCUGAUCUUCCUGCGAGGCAUUAUGGAGAGCCCCAUCGUCCGCUCGCUGGCCAAGGCUCACGAGCGAUUGGAGGAUGUGAAGCUGGAGGCGGUGCAGGACAACAACAUGGAGCUGGUGACGGACAUCCUGGGGGACAUCAGCGGGAUGAGCGGGAAGGAUGCCAGCGCCGCGGAGCUGUCCCGAAUCCUGCAGGAACCGCACUUCCAGUCCCUUUUAGAGGCCCAUGACAUGGUGGCGUCAAAGUGCUACGAAGCUCCGCCCUCCGGCACAGAGCUCAACAACGACGCCGCGGCGAACAGCGCCCUGAUGCAGGCGGACGCCGUGAGGAUGAUUGGAAUCCGAAAGAAAGCAGGAGAACCGCUGGGCGUGACGUUCCGGGUGGAGGGGGACGACCUGGUGAUCGCCCGCAUCCUGCACGGUGGCAUGAUUGACAGGCAGGGUCUGCUGCACGUGGGUGACAUCAUCAAGGAGGUGAACGGGCAGGACGUGGGCAACAACCCCGGCCAGCUGCAGGACACGCUGAAGGAUUGCAGCGGGAGCAUCACCCUCAAAAUCCUGCCCAGCUACCGAGACGCCCCCGCACCCCCGCAGGUGUAUGUGCGGCCGCACUUUGACUACAAUCCAGCCAAUGACAAUCUGAUACCCUGCCGGGAGGCGGGCCUUGCCUUUUCCCGAGGGGACAUCCUUCAGAUCGUCAACAGGGAGGACCCAAACUGGUGGCAGGCGUGUCAUCUUGUGGGCGGGGCCACAGGGUUGAUUCCCAGCCAGUUCCUGGAGGAGAAGAGGAAGGCAUUCGUCCCUAGAGACUUUGAUGGUUCAGGGAUGCUGUGUGGUACUGUCAGUGGGAAAAAGAAGAAGAAGAUGAUGUACCUUACAGCCAGGAAUGCUGAGUUUGACCGGCACGAGCUGCAGAUCUACGAGGAGGUGGCGAAGAUGCCCCCAUUCCAGAGGAAGACCCUGGUCCUGAUCGGAGCCCAGGGUGUGGGCCGUCGCACCCUGAAGAACCGGCUGGUGGUGCUCAACCCAACCCGAUUCGGCACCACGGUACCCCACACUUCCAGGCGGCCGCGCGAGGAUGAGCGAGACGGCCAAUCGUAUCGCUUUGUGACACGGACAGAGAUGGAGACAGACAUCAGAGCCAGCCGCUACCUGGAGCACGGCGAAUACGAGGGGAACCUCUACGGCACCAAGAUUGACUCCAUCCACGAGGUGGUGGCCACCGGCCGCACCUGCAUCCUGGACGUCAACCCACAGGCCCUGAAGAUCCUGAAGACAGCGGAGUUCAUGCCGUUUGUAGUGUUCAUCGCCGCCCCCGAGCUGGAGACGCUGCGGGCCAUGCACCAAGCCGCCGUGGAUGCUGGGAUCAGCACCAAACAGCUGACAGAUGUCGAUCUGAAAAAGACAGUGGAUGAAAGUGCCAGGAUCCAGAGGUCAUACCGCCACUACUUCGACCUCACGAUCGUCAACGACAAUCUGGACCUUGCGUUUGAGAAGCUGCGAGCAGCUGUGGACGGGCUGUGUUCAGAACCACAGUGGGUUCCUGUCAACUGGGUCUACUGAGCCAGGGGGGCCGGCCCAGAGCGGGCGGGGCCAGGACUGCUGGCCUGGAACUACGCAACUUUACUACUCAGACUGAAAGGGAAGCUUAUUUAUUUUAAUAUUUGUAACUUUUUACAGAAGAUAUUUCUAUUCAUAUCAACUUGGGGCUCAAAAAAGAAAAGUUAAAAGAAAGUUUUGUUUUUUUUUAAAUUGAUUGUUGAUGUUUUGUACUGUACUGUUGUCCUGAGCUGUGGCUGCCGUUUCUAUGACGUUACAGUGUGAGAAAGACAACGCUAAACAUAUUUAUGGAUGAAAGUCCAGAGAGGUUUUCUGAUAUGAAGCUUAAAAUGCUUGAACAGUCACUACAGCAACACUUUCCUGUCCCACAUUCUUUCCUGUAGUGAUCUGUUGUCUCUCCCCCCC
Molecule: messenger RNA, 2191 nt
Organism: Megalops cyprinoides (Indo-Pacific tarpon)
Lineage: Eukaryota; Metazoa; Chordata; Actinopteri; Elopiformes; Megalopidae
Gene: pals2b
Product: membrane protein, palmitoylated 6b (MAGUK p55 subfamily member 6)
Exons: 13
Coding region: 167-1789 (540 amino acids)
Cellular component (GO): plasma membrane; cell-cell junction
Molecular function (GO): protein binding
Source: RefSeq, a predicted model, not a curated record